AUGGAAGAGCCGCACGAUCCCGCCAGUCGGGACCCGAGUGAAGCGGAUAGUGCGCCUCUGUCCCUGAGCCAGGUCUCCCCACCGCCGCCUCUGCUGCAGCCUGCAUUGCAUCCAACUCACAGGACCACUAACUUUUUUAUAGAUGACAUACUCCGACCUGACUUUGGCUGCAAGAAGGAUCAGGGAACAGGCGCAAGGGAGCGUCCUAAUGACUCUGACAUGGGCGGGCAGGGUAGGCCCGUGCCGCCCGGAACUCCAUGCCCAGACUCCACCGACAGCGUGUUCUCUUGUACUUCCUCUUCAGUCUCGUCGCCAUCAAGCCAGAGAGAGCCCAGAGCGGACAAAUCAAGUAGAGCUACAACGCGAGACCAUUCUAGAGAAUCAGCACCAGGUCCGAAGCUCAGUAGCGGAGAAGCAGCGGGUGGUAAAGACCCUCGCGCUUUACUUUGGCCCGCUUGGGUUUACUGCACCAGAUACUCAGACCGUCCUUCAUCCGGCCCAAGGACCCGCAGACUGAAGAAGAAUAAGAGCCAGGCGGAGAAUAAGCGGCCCAGGACGGCAUUUACGGCUGAACAGCUGCAGCGGCUGAAGGCGGAAUUCCAGCUGAACCGUUACAUCACCGAGCAGCGGCGUCAGACCCUCGCACACGAGCUCAACCUCAAUGAGUCGCAGAUUAAAAUCUGGUUUCAGAACAAACGCGCCAAGAUAAAAAAAUCCAACGGUUACAAAAACUCACUGGCGCUGCAAUUGAUGGCGCAGGGAUUGUACAACCACUCCACCACCACUAUCCAAGACGACAGUAACUGAAGGAUAGAAAGGUGCAUGAAGCUGCACACAAACUGAACAGCAGGACUGCGUUUGGAAAUCGAAGUGUCUGAAAAGAAGUUUGA
Tachysurus vachellii is the source of this 890-nucleotide messenger RNA. It is a transcript of the gene en1a, whose product is annotated as engrailed homeobox 1a. The record is from RefSeq and is a predicted model, not a curated record. NCBI's taxonomy places the organism in Eukaryota, Metazoa, Chordata, Actinopteri, Siluriformes, Bagridae. Gene Ontology annotation, biological process: neuron differentiation; regulation of transcription by RNA polymerase II; multicellular organism development. Gene Ontology annotation, molecular function: DNA-binding transcription factor activity, RNA polymerase II-specific; RNA polymerase II cis-regulatory region sequence-specific DNA binding. The transcript has 2 exons. The coding region runs from base 1 to 807 and encodes 268 amino acids. Gene Ontology annotation, cellular component: nucleus.